Molecule: messenger RNA, 788 nt
Organism: Danio aesculapii
Lineage: Eukaryota; Metazoa; Chordata; Actinopteri; Cypriniformes; Danionidae
Exons: 7
Coding region: 126-788 (220 amino acids)
Source: RefSeq, a predicted model, not a curated record
UUGGAGUGAAGUGUGUGUGCAGGAUGACCGAGCGUCUCUCUCUCUCCGUCACACACACACCUCAUGCGUCUGCUGGAGCUCUUUAUAUUCGGCGUCUGGAGCUCUGCUGGCCGUGAGUCUCCAUCAUGACACACUCCUGCAGCUCUCAAGACACGGCCAGGGUCCUCCUGAUGGUGUGUGUGUGGGGAAUCCUCACUAUGGACACUGCGCAGUUCCCGGUUCCUGAGGGCUUCAGAUAUAUGCUGUAUCCGGUGUCGGUGAUGGGGCCAUUCGGGCCUCAGACGGUGCUCCUCCCGAUAAGCGCAGCACAGACAAACACACAGAUCCAGAAAAAUCCACCAGCGAAUAACACAGAGGUUCGUUCUCAAGGUUUGUCUGGCCCCGCCCCAGUCUCCAACUCUGGACCCGCCCCCAGCCCCGCCCCAGUCAUUAACGCCGGCCCACCUGAGUCCUCAGUUCUGCAGGGACAGAUGUCAAAUCUCCUGCCCUCUAACGUCCCUCUGCAGGUGUACUCGUUUGUCCAGCAGGCUGUGAUUGCUGAAUCAGGCAGUUCAGAGGAAGGAGCCGCUACUCAGGUCAUUUACAUGGUUCCCAUCAGUGUGGAUUCGGCCAACAUGGGUGUGAUGGAGGGCACAGUGCCCAAUCCUGACCCAGGACACCUUCAGAUUGGAGCCAGCACUUCCGCUGCACCCAGCGCCGCACCACCACACGCUCAGGGCCAGAUGGGCAAAACUAUGGCCACAGAAUCGGCGAUCCAGACAGAAACUCUGGGAAAUAAAACACUCUGA